AUGGAAGGAUUGCUUAAUUGUCAAAUUGGUUUCUCUACAUAAAAAUACUAUUUCAUUCUUCAUGAUUCUGUGUUGCUGUAUUGUAAAAAGAAAGGAAAUCGUGUGAUUGGACAAAUACAUUUAUCAAUUGCCAAAGUUGAAAAGAGAGAGUGUUAAAUCAAUAUAACAACAGGAAUUGAAAAGAUUAUAUUAUUGUUUGAAAAUAACUUUGAGAAAGAUGUUUGGUUUGAUUGCAUCUAAAAGUAGAAUUAGAAAUUGCAUUUAGAAGAUGAAUUAGAGAAAGUAAGAUCAUUACAAUAUCAAUUCGAAAGCACCCUUAAAUUUGUGAAUAAAACAAUUGAAUAAAAUCCAAAUCUAAAUUCAUAUUCUGAAAGAUUGUAAUCCUAUGGAUCAAUUUUCAUUGGUAUUAAUAUAUUUGGUAUUUAUUAGAUAAAUUAAGUGAAAUCGUAGAUUUACUCUAUUAAUCAGCAUAACCUGAAUUUUAAAGCUGUUAAUCUAUCAAUUCAAUACACACAUAGAGUUUAAAACCAGCACCAUUGAUCAAAAAGUCACAGAAACUCAAAUAAUAACAGUAUAAUGUUUGGGGGAAUGUUAAAAAUCAUAUUCUAAAUAACAAUAUUUAUAAUAUGAAAUUACCAAGUAUAUUGAUAUACAUAUCUAGUCUAUCUACAUUAACCAUCAACAAUGUUGUAAUAGGUGGCAACAUAAAUGAAAUACAUAUCAAUUUUGGAUCGAGCAAGUUCAAUUAGAGAUCCUGAUUUUAAAAUUGCUUUAAUCUUUGGUUUUCUUAUAUCUCAGUAUUCAUCUAUUCCAAAAUUAUUGCCUCUUCCUUCAAAGAUCAAUGAAACUUUUGAAAUAGUUGAUAACUACAAGUAUUUAUCUUAGCAAAUCAAUGAAAAUACAAUAGCAUUCUAUGCCACAUCUCCUAGUCUUGAUUAUAAUGGAUAAAUUGAAUAUAAAUUCUCAUUUGACAAUCUGAUCCUAGAUAUUAAUUUGGUCAAAUCAUUAUUUAUUUCUUUUAAAAAAAAUCUAGACACUUAUAAGAUAUAUUCGACCAAUCAUCUCAUUUCUAUUAAGAAUUUAGUAACUUAAAAACCAGAAAUUGUGGUUGAAGGAAACUUUAUAAUCGAUUUUAAGGGAAACUAAUAUUAAAUUUAAAUCAGAUCAAAUUAAAUUAAGGCAGUUGUUGGAUAAUUCUCAAUUUCUGGUACCACUAAUAAAGUAUUAUUUAAUUUUUAAAAGAAUAAAGUUGAUUGCUAAUAACUUUUAUAAUGAAGAAUUGAUAUUGUUUUAAAAAGAUGAAAAAGAAUUUGACUUCAAUAAACAUAACCCGUUAUUGCCUCCGUCAGAUAGUAGAUUUCGAUCAGAUUUAAUUUCUAUGCUUGAAGGUAUUAUAUGUUUUUAAUAUAGGAAAUUAUUAUGAUGCUCAAUAAGAAAAAGAUAGAAUGAUAUUUGAAGGUGAAUUUUUAUAGUCAUGGUUUAAUCCAGUAUAAGCAGAUUAAAUUAUGUAUUUAAUCAAUUAAUUAUAUUAAGAAAUUCAAAUGAAAAGAGAUAUGAUUACAAAGGAGGAUACUUUACUUAAUCUAUUCUAUGA
Molecule: messenger RNA, 1594 nt
Organism: Paramecium pentaurelia
Lineage: Eukaryota; Ciliophora; Oligohymenophorea; Peniculida; Parameciidae
Source: the annotation of a GenBank genome assembly